Thamnophis elegans (Western terrestrial garter snake) is the source of this 1656-nucleotide messenger RNA. It is a transcript of the gene HSD17B2, whose product is annotated as hydroxysteroid 17-beta dehydrogenase 2. The record is from RefSeq and is a predicted model, not a curated record. Gene Ontology annotation, molecular function: oxidoreductase activity. The coding region runs from base 360 to 1544 and encodes 394 amino acids. The transcript is spliced from 6 exons. NCBI's taxonomy places the organism in Eukaryota, Metazoa, Chordata, Lepidosauria, Squamata, Natricidae.
GGGGCGGCAUACAAAUAAAAUGAAUCUGAAUCUGAAUCUAGACUCGCAGAGGAAGGUGGAAAGCAAGGAGACAACCAGAUCAGGUCUGGAGAUAAGAACGGCUGGGCAGGAGGCUUAUUACCAGGAAGCAAUCCAUUUAGAACUGACUUGGAGUGACAACUACGAAAAGAUAAGAACUAGGCACGCAACCGAAGGUCUAAUGGCCAACGGAAUGAGCCUUGUCAGGGAUGAAACGGGAAGCUUCAAUCAACUCCGCUAUUCCUGCAAGUUCUGAUUGGAUUCUGGCAUCUCCUCUUCCUCAGCCCAGUUUGCAGUGGGGGGAAAACCGUGAGUAAAGUGCCUCUCUGAGCAAUCCGGUCAUGUUUUUGCACCAGGCUGAACUGGAUCAUUCGCUGCUCUUCUACAUGGGAGCCACGGUGCUCUACGGCGGGACCAUUUUUUACCGGGCGAAGAAGAACCGGGUGGAGAAAGCCCCUCCUUUCCGCUGGGGUCUCCUGCUGCUUUUGACCCUGGAGGUCCUCUGCUUCGCCACCUUGAGAAGCUCUCUGGGCUUGGCUCUUUUCUCCCUGGCAUGUCUGGUGUUUUGCUUGUACACUCCAGCGCAAGCAAUGUUGCCCGUCGGCGGUAAAGCGGUGCUGAUCACAGGAACCGACUGUGGGAUCGGCCAUGAACUCGCCAAGCACCUUGACAGUUUAGGGUUUACUGUCUUCGCCGGCGCCUUAAAUGCAUCGGGGCCCGGGGCCAGAAAGCUGAAGGAGGCCUCCUCCGAAAGACUUUCCAUCCUGCAGCUGGAUAUCACCAGUUCUGCGCAAAUCCAGGAGGCUUAUCUCGAAAUAAGACGGAAGUUGCAACAAGGAGAGCUUUGGGCUGUUAUCAACAAUGCAGGGAUCCUGGGCUUCAUUGCUGACGGAGAACUGCUCCCCAUGAGUUCUUACAAGCAGUGCAUGGAAGUAAAUUUCUUUGGCCCUGUUGAAAUAUCCAAAGUGUUCUUACCGUUGCUCCGGAAAUCCAAGGGAAGGAUUAUUAACGUCUCGAGCAUGGCAGGAGGAAUCCCAAUGCCACGGUUUGCUGCCUAUGGCGCCUCCAAGGCAGCCCUCUCCAUGUUUUCUGGCGUUAUGAGGCAGGAGCUGUCCAUGUGGGGCAUCAAAGUUUCCGUUCUCCAUCCAUCAGGCUUCAAAACAUCAAUCGGGGGGAAUCCCGAAGACUGGAAAAAGGAAGAGCAGAUGAUUAUGGACGGCCUAGCUCCAGAUGUGAAGAAAGAUUAUGGCGAGGAUUACAUCCACAACCUGCGGAUGUUCUUCGGUAAUAUGGAUACGAUUUCCUCAUCCGACUUCUCGCCUCUCUUCGUCGAUGUUCUGCAUGCUUUACUGGCCGAGCAACCCAAAGGUUUAUACACUCCAGGCAAAAACAGCUACACCUUCCUCCUCGUGUUCUGUUAUUUUCCUCUCCGGUUUUAUGACUUUUUGAUGAGCAAAAUAAUGGGCAGCCCUCACGUGCCUUACGCGCUCCGAACGGCGGAGGGGAAAAAGCAGUUGGUCAAUUGAGCGAGAACUCUGCCGCGCCCUUCAACAGAUGGAAGUCGGUAGCCCCUCAAAUUUUUCAAUGGUUCGUGCCCUUUAUUUGAUAAGUUUGUUCAGCUAAUUUCGCCACCUAGGA